AUGGCACCGUUCGAAGCCUUGUAUGGACGGAAAUGUAGGACUCCGGUGUGCUGGCUCGAAGCAGGUGAGAAACAAUUCGUCGAUCCUGAAAUUGUGCAAGAAACCACCGACAAAGUGAAAGGCAUUCGUGAACGUUUGAAAGCGGCUCAGGACCUACAAAAGAGCUACGCUGAUAAGAAAAGAAGGCCUAUAGAAUUCCAAGUGCGUGAUGGUGUGAUGUUGAAAGUGUCCCCUUGGAAGGGUAUCAUUCCUUUCGAGAAGCAUGGGAGGCUUAGUUCCCGUUUCCUUGGACCGUUCAAAAUUUUGGCAAGGGUGGGAUUCCAAGAUUAUCGAUUAGAAUUACAGCCCGAAAUGGACGGAAUUCACAACACCUUCCAUGUAUGUCACCUAUGUAAGUGCUUGGCGGAAGAGGAAAGCAUGAUACCACUUUCGGAGAUUCGAGUGGAUGAUAAUAACCGAUGCGUACAGGAACCGGAAGCAAUCCUCGAAAAGAAGUCCAAAAUGUUGCGUCAUAAAAAGAUUCUCAAGGUCAAAGUACAGUGGAAACAUGAGUGA
Messenger RNA from Cynara cardunculus var. scolymus (artichoke), 555 nucleotides. RefSeq lists its product as uncharacterized. The coding region runs from base 1 to 555 and encodes 184 amino acids. The record is from RefSeq and is a predicted model, not a curated record. The transcript has a single exon. NCBI's taxonomy places the organism in Eukaryota, Viridiplantae, Streptophyta, Magnoliopsida, Asterales, Asteraceae.